AGCGUCCUCCCGCAGAACCGCCCGCGACAGAGUCACGUUUUCUAUUCCCUUCCGGGCCAGAGGCUGUUUCUAAGCACCUCUGAAUUAGCCGACACGGCGUGAUCGCCGACGACAGGGAAAGGGCCCGCGUGCCCUCCAGCCGCCGGCCGAAGCGCCGCCCAGGACGCGCACCCUGCCGGAGCCGCUUCUGACAGUGCUUCCCGCUCGCCACGUCCGUGUUCACAGCCGCUCUGCGGCAGCCCCGAGGCUUGCACGGUUAAGCCGGGCUCAUGAAGGAGCGUGGGCAUCGCCCGGCGACUUUCCAGGCUCGCACGGGCGCCCCGUCUCUCGGCCCCGCCGUUCUACCCCUGCGCUCCCCGCGCGGGGAACUGAACCCAAGGCUUGCGCGCUCCACCGCCUUGAGCUACACCCCCAGGCCUCUCCUUGCUUUCAAAAUAGAAAAACAUUUUGUGAGGCACAAGAGAGAAAUUUCUGGGUCAUCUUAUAGGACUUUUUCUUCUACUGAUGUCUUUUGCAAAAAUCCUUUUUUUCUUCUACUGAAGUCUUUUGCAAAAAUCUUUGAGAAGAGGGUGCCUUCCAACCAAGAUUCUGGAGGGCAAGUCCUGGUCUGCUCGGCCCGCUGCGCCGCGCCUUCCCUCUGCAUUCGGGGCCGCUUCCUGCUGCCCGGCUCUCGGAGCUGAACCGCCAGGUGGCGCCUCCCGCCAAGGCAAUUCAUCUCUGGCACGGCGAGCCAAGCGGUUGCCUGGCAACCGAAACUGGGCUUUCCAAACAAUCUGGACUGGGAAUCCUAGCGGGCACUGUCGUGGUGGGGCUGCGCUAGCUUCCCAUCCCAAAGAGAGACUCUUGCCCGGCCUCUAAGUAUGCCUCCCACCCGGGACCCGUUCCAGCACCCUGCGUUAGAUAACGACGACUCCUAUUUGGGAAAACCGCGGGCUUCCAAGAAAUCGCCGUUCAAGAACCCCACUCACCUCGACCAGCAACAGGACCCCUGGAGCCGGCUCAGCUCAACUCCUACAGCCACCUCCAUGCGGCGGGAGGCUUAUUUUUCUGAUCCCAAGAUACCAAAGGAUGACCUCGAUUUCCGCCUAACAGCCUUGUAUGACCACCACAGUGGGGCCUUCAAGAACAAAAGUGAGAUACUGUUACACCAGGAGACCAUCCGGGAUUCUCACGAAAUCAAGAUUCAGUUCCCUGGAGGCUGUGUACCCCUCCUUCCUUCACCCCCCACCACGUCCCUGGCUAGCAUCAGACAGUGGAUCAACCCUACGAAGGACUCCAUCCACAGCAUCCAGGGAGCCAUCGUGUCCCCUCACACUGCAGCCACCAAUGGAGGUUAUUCCCGAAAGAAUGACGGCGGCUUCUUCUCCACCUAGGGGUGCUGGCCUCCUAAUCACAGUACAACACCCUGCUGCCUACCUCUAUUAAACGGGUGUAUGCAAGAGUGUGCGUGAAGUCUCGGUUACCCAUGACAAGUUACUUCUUGACUGCUCUUGGCAUGAGAGGGAAACUUCCCACCUGCUAGAAACCAGUCCUGUGGGUCUAUUUGCACUUGAAAAUUCACCUUGCUGAAGACAUAAGGAUAUAGGACAGAACAUCACAGUCUGUGGCAGGACACAACAUUCACACUUUGUAAACUGAAAUUACUCCAACUGCACAGAGACUCCACUUACAAACCUUUGUCAGAAACCAGGUUAAGUGAUGGAAACAGGUAAUGGAUGUAGCCCAUUGUCCCAAUGCACGGACUGGUGAACACGGCAGCAGCAGCUCCCGGUAGCAGCAACAUUUAUGCGAGGCCACACCACAGGUUUCAGGCUUCCUGGGCGUAGUCAGCUGCUGGACGCUUCACUGAGGGCCCCAGCCGCCUGCCCUCCCAUCCCGCCAUCACCAUGCGGUCUCUAACACUGCUGCUGUCCCCCUGCCUGGAAGACAGCUCCCUUUUCUGUAUCAGUCUAUGCUGUAACAUAAGUCUCGAUUCCUACAAACACUGUUCAAGUAUCUGGUGCUUGGGUUCGAAGGCACCUAAAAAUCGAUGCACUACUGUAGUUUCUAUAAUUACCAGUAAGUCACAGGAAUCUGUUGUAUCACUGAAAAAGAUUGGACAAGAAAAUGGCCAGUGAUGCCAGGCGUGGAGGCACAUAUCUGUAAUCCCAGCACUCAGGAGGCU
Molecule: messenger RNA, 2164 nt
Organism: Octodon degus (degu)
Lineage: Eukaryota; Metazoa; Chordata; Mammalia; Rodentia; Octodontidae
Gene: Cfap276
Product: chromosome unknown C1orf194 homolog
Exons: 5
Coding region: 861-1373 (170 amino acids)
Source: RefSeq, a predicted model, not a curated record